UUCGGGCAGACAACAACUCAAAGAAAUACGACCAACAAAAUGACACAUAUUAAGAAAAAAAUAUAUAGUAAUGCCACUAACUUCAGAGAGACUGGGUCAACAAAACAUGCGCUUCCACAAUGAGUUGAGAUGCAGUCGCGGUGGAUGCUGGGAUAGCAGGCAGUGGAGGUCAGAGAAGGGAAACUUCAGGCACUAAAAUGUCGGUUGCUAGUUUCACGUCCUUGAGCCGCUGUGGGGCUUUGGCCUUUCGUUCCCCGGCGGGACUGAUUGCCGUGCGCUAUGCCCAAACAGCAGCAGCUCCGGCAGUUCAACCCAGGAUAAAGAAGUUCCAGGUGUACAGGUGGGACCCAGACACGCCUGGAGACAAACCCCGCAUGCAGACCUAUGAGAUUGACCUCAACACUUGUGGCCCAAUGGUCCUUGAUGCCCUCAUCAAGAUUAAAAAUGAGAUGGAUUCCACUCUUACUUUCCGCCGCUCGUGCAGAGAAGGUAUUUGUGGAUCCUGUGCGAUGAACAUAAAUGGAGGAAACACACUUGCCUGUCUCAACAAGAUUGACACCAACCUUAGCAAGCCAUCUAAGAUUUACCCGCUGCCACAUAUGUAUGUGGUCAAAGACCUGGUCCCUGACAUGAGCAACUUCUAUGCCCAGUACAAGUCCAUUGAACCAUACCUAAAAAAGAAGGAUGAGUCACGAGAAGGGAAGGAGCAGUACCUACAGACCGUGGAGGACAGACAGAAGCUGGAUGGCCUGUAUGAGUGUAUCCUGUGCGCCUGUUGUAGUACGAGCUGCCCAAGUUACUGGUGGAACGGCGACAAAUAUCUGGGGCCAGCUGUAUUAAUGCAGGCCUAUCGUUGGAUGAUUGACUCCCGAGAUGAGUUCACAGAGGAACGUCUGUCCAAGCUCCAGGAUCCUUUCUCUCUGUACCGCUGCCACACCAUCAUGAACUGCACCAAGACUUGCCCCAAGGGCCUGAACCCAGGAAAAGCAAUCGCUGAGAUCAAGAAGAUGAUGGCCACAUACAAGGAGAAGAAGGCAGCAUCCGCCUGAAAGCGCCGUCCUCCUCUGAAACUUCACGAUUAAAUUAUAUAUGACAUUUUUAUGCUUAUUAAGGUCUAAUGGGCCGGAACACCACUCAUCUCCACCACCACACGUUUCUAACAGGGCAGUAAGGAGUGUUAGGAAGGUGUUUGUGGGUGGAGGAGUUGGUGUUACAGAAACGCACAACUACUGUAUGAAUGUAGGAGAGAGUGUGUGUGCGCCUGUGUGUGUGUGUCUUUGUCUUCCUUGUACCAUCGCAGCGGUAUUUAUCUCCAGCUGUAGUGUGUGGAUGCUGCACACCUUAAUGUUAAUAUUUACUUCUUUGCUUGUUGCCUCUCAGUUAAGCACUUGGUUCUCAGACUAUAUGUUUAUCUGUCCGUUCAGAUCCAAAGCACCAACGGCAGUCUUCAUUUUGACAGAAAAUAAAUAGUUCAAACGCCUGCUGAUGUUUUCAAUGGUCAUUUGAUCAAUGCCGCUUCUUUUCUGCUGCCACCAGCCAAAGAAAUUAUGAAUCUGUCCUCUAGAUGUCGUCAUCACACAGUUUCACAACAAGUUCAGUCCUCUGUGCUCCUGAGAAUGUGGCUGUGCCUCUAUUUAUGUGAAAGCAUUUAAGAGUGUGUUAAUGCUAAAUAGCUGAUUUCAAAGCUAUGUUUCAGCAUCAAUAUACAGUUUAGAAAAGAUCAUUCAAAGACUACUUAUAAGAGAGAGUAACGAGCUAAGACCUAUUGCAUAUAUUCUCCAUGAUGUUCAGACAGGUCUCGGUCAGAUGUGUUGUCUCUGCUGCUGUGUGCAAGAUUUUUCACUCUGAAUGAUUAAAGCAAAACUAUGCAUAUGACACUAAGUUACACACUUCGCACAUCUCCAAGAUUAGUGUAAAUUCAUUCACACGCAUAACAAAGGAAUUGCUGCAUUACGACCAUGAAAAUAACGGCGAGCAAAAGCUAAAUCAGAGUGGCCCUCUCACGUGUGACCAUCAAGGAGAGGAAACCACCGAAAGGUGACAAUGCCUCUGAAAUCUGAAGAUUUUGGUUUACGAUUCAAGGCUUUAAAAA
This is a messenger RNA of Menidia menidia (Atlantic silverside), 2092 nucleotides long. The record is from the annotation of a GenBank genome assembly. Lineage: Eukaryota; Metazoa; Chordata; Actinopteri; Atheriniformes; Atherinopsidae.